Molecule: messenger RNA, 1118 nt
Organism: Clunio marinus
Lineage: Eukaryota; Metazoa; Arthropoda; Insecta; Diptera; Chironomidae
Source: the annotation of a GenBank genome assembly
UUGCAGUUUGAAAUAUUCCGUCGAACGUUAAAGAAGCGCUUGAGAAUCGCGGGCGUGUUGAAUAAUUAUAAGGAAAGAUCGUCAAUUGUUUUUCCACGACAAUUUCGAUUUGCUUCCGGAGGGAAACGUUUAAUCUUGUAGAUUGAAUUGGUAGUAUUAAUUAAAGUGCAAUAAAAAGAAAAGAAAAAGUGCUUUCAGGUGACUUACAACUUCCCAAGAUAAUUAAAUAUAGUGAGACUUCAUAUCGCAAAUUGACAGCCAACCUCAUCCAUUUGUUAGCUCAUCUUACGAGUUUUAUUGUGAUAAUUAUUGAAAGGAAAAGUGGAAAAAUGAAAUUGUACUUCUGGUCAUCAUUCAUUGCAUUGUUGAUUCAUUCAUCGUGUAGUGUGGAGAUUGAUAGUAAUUAUGUGUCUAGCGACCGCCAACCACGUCACAAUGCGUUUCGUGGGAAUUCUAAGUUUGAAUUGCCAACCUACCUGAACCAAAAUGCUUAUGCACAACCUGUUUACUCAUCCGAUCGUCGUGGACCAGAUGGAAGUUUCAGUUAUGAGUAUGGGACUAGCAAUGGGAUUCAUGUGAAGCAGGAUUCGAACGGUUACGGUCCUAACAAAGUUGUUCGCGGAUAUUAUAGUUACGUUGGCAGUGAUGGCAUCACAUACACAGUAAAUUACAUUGCUGACCGCUAUGGCUAUCGUGCAUAUGGAACUCACUUACCAAAACAACCACAUGAAGUCGUUGAAACUCCUAAAAUUCCUGUCUACACUCGACCUGUAAGCAAUCAAGCAUUUGUCACGUCGCAACCUCCACCUGCAGUUUAUCCACUUCGACCUCACAAUCAUCAACAUCAAACACAAUCUGCCUACUAUUCGACACCUCUUCCAUCACAAAAUAUUUAUGUUACUGAGUCAGCUCCACCGAAUUACAUUAACAUAACUCCAAAACCUUUCUACGUGACACCGACAAAGCAGCCUACAUUUAAUCUUCAACCACCAAACGCGUAUAGUUUGAUAUCUCAACAAUACCCUAACCAACCCAUUGUUUGGACAACUGCAAAACCCUCAGCUGUUUAUAAUAGUGGAUUCAGUUCAUCAACCCCAUCUCCUUAUUCGCCAUACUAA